CGCUGCUGCUCUACUCUUCACGCUUACUUCUUUCAUUGUGUGUGUUGUGGUGUCUCGGUGGUGGUGGUGGUGGUGGAUGAAAUGGCCGAUGUCGAUGCCAAGAAAGUAUGCGGCGUGCCGGAGAGGGUGCAGCUGCAUGUGGCCAUGCUGGCCUUGCAGUUUGGGUACGCCGGAUUCCAUGUCGUCUCCCGGGCAGCCCUUAACAUGGGGAUCAGCAAGGUGGUGUUCCCCGUCUACCGCAACAUUAUCGCCUUGAUCCUCCUCGUUCCAUUUGCCUACUUCCUCGAGAAAAAGGACAGACCGGCUUUGACACUAUCGUUCGUUGUUCAAUUCUUCCUCCUCGCUCUGUGUGGUAUAACUGCAAACCAGGGUUUCUACCUUCUCGGCCUCGAUAACACCUCUCCAACUUUCGCCUCCGCCAUCCAAAACUCCGUCCCGGCCAUCACCUUCCUCAUGGCCGCCAUUCUCAGGAUAGAGAAGGUGCGGAUCGACCGACGCGACGGGAUCGCGAAGCUGAUGGGCACCCUGGCCUGCGUCGGCGGCGCCACCAUCAUAACCUUGUACAAGGGGCCGACCAUCUUCGGCCCCUCGCGCGCCCUGAACGACGCGAGCCAGUCCACCAUGCUCUGGCUGGGGGACGCCAAGGGGAAGAACUGGACGCUGGGGUGCCUGUACCUGAUCGGCCAUUGCUUGUCGUGGUCCGGCUGGCUCGUGCUUCAGGCGCCGGUGCUGAAGAAAUACCCGGCGCGACUGUCCGUGACCUCCUACACCUGCUUCUUCGGGGUGAUCCAGUUCUUGGUCAUCGCCGCGUUCAUCGAGAGGGACGCUGAGGCCUGGAAGUUCCACUCCGGCAGCGAGCUCUUCACCAUCCUCUACGCGGGGUUCGUGGCGUCGGGCAUCGCCUUCGCGGUUCAGAUAUGGUGCAUCGACAGGGGCGGCCCUGUGUUCGUGGCCGUGUACCAGCCAGUCCAGACUCUAGUCGUCGCCAUCAUGGCCUCCAUCGCCUUGCGAGAGGAGUUCUACCUCGGCGGUAUCAUCGGUGCCGUAUUCAUCAUAGCCGGACUGUACCUGGUGCUGUGGGGGAAGAGCGAAGAGAGAGCCUUCGCUGCAAAGGAAGCGGCCCUCACGGCCUCAUCCACCCCCGACCACGAUGGUCUCAGAGCUACUACCGGUGCUGCUUCCUUCAAGGCUUCCUCUCUGAAGCAGCCACUCCUGCCAUCAUCGACAACCCCGGAGAAUGUCUGACAAGGAAGCUCCUCCUAUGUUCAACCAUGAACUAAUCCCCGUUCCAAGCUGUAAGAAAAGGGAAGUUACCGUGCAGUGUGUUAAGAGCAGUCCUAGAGAUGAUGCAGGGUGCUCGGAGAAGACAAGUGCUUGUGGUAUUAAUGGAGAUGUAGUUUGAGGUUUGCCUUUAUGUUUGUUUGCUGCUGCUGUCACCCCUUCCAUUGCUUGUAAACCUGCAAAACAGUUAUCCGGUGAGUUCCUUGCGGUCGGUGAUAGAGAUGAUUCCUUUAAAUGAA
Molecule: messenger RNA, 1520 nt
Organism: Musa acuminata subsp. malaccensis (wild Malaysian banana)
Lineage: Eukaryota; Viridiplantae; Streptophyta; Magnoliopsida; Zingiberales; Musaceae
Product: protein WALLS ARE THIN 1
Cellular component (GO): plasma membrane
Molecular function (GO): transmembrane transporter activity
Source: RefSeq, a predicted model, not a curated record